Molecule: messenger RNA, 2010 nt
Organism: Auanema sp. JU1783
Lineage: Eukaryota; Metazoa; Nematoda; Chromadorea; Rhabditida; Rhabditidae
Source: the annotation of a GenBank genome assembly
AUGGAUCCAACCAAGUUUGAAACUGAUCUCAUCCCUGAUAGGAAUGUCGACACUUUCUAUAAUAGAACUUUUGAUUGGCAAUCUUAUGCUGAGAAAUGUGGAGUGUAUCCAUGUACAGACCAACGCCUUUUUAGACAUGUAGAUUUUGUAGAGCAAACUGUUCUCGAACGGAUAUGUUCAGAUCAUGUGCAUAUUAUAGUUUAUACAGGAGGAGAUCAUAGAGUAGCGAAAGUUUUAUCUUGUGUUGGUGGAAAUGUCUUGGUCGAAUUCGUAGAGAAACCUUACGAUAGUCUUUGGUUAACAGUGCGUGAUGUUGUUACCAAGAGAGAUGUCUAUGAAAAGUUUGUUUCAAAUAUGUCCGAUCAAGAUGCAAAGAAAUACCCUUUGCUGAGCAUAGAAGUUUUAGAACAAUAUCAAAAUCAAUUACCUGUAAAAUUAAAUGAUCUCAUUCAAAUAGGACAAUUUUUCGAAGUUCAAGACCCUAGCUGCCCAAACAUUGUUAGUUUCGGUGAAGUGAAAGCCAACAUGGGGGGCCUCAUUCUGUUCCAAUAUUUUGGGACUGAUAGAGUAGGAUCUAUACAUAUUUUGGAUCCUUUCUGCCACGAAGUAGGAUGGAAGGAAACUCACAAAUCUGAACAAACUGCCAAAUAUCACGAACGGUAUGCUCUUCAAGAUUUGUGGCGAUGUCGUCAGAACCCUCUAUGCCCACUACUAUUUGACAAAAUCCGAUUAAAAGAGCACAAUGUCUCUGUUGGGAUGAUUCUAGAAGUGCGUGAUCAAGGAAUGGGUCGAGGCUUCUUCCCAGGUCAUGUUAGUAAAAUCUUGAGUCCUUACUUCUUCGAAGUUAAAACUCGAAGUCUGGAUAACGAAGACAUUAUAACUUUGGUAGCACAUUCAAAUUCUGAUUAUAUCUUCCCCGUGGGUUAUUCGGAAAAAAAUAAAUACUGUUUGAUCCCCUUGAAAUGGGAUGAUUUUGAAAGUUUGUCAUAUGAUGAUACCUUCUGGGAGAAUUAUGCUAGAAGCGAUGAUAUUAUCGAUGUCCGACAUAAAUUGACUGAUGCCCAUCUAUGUUCCCCGUGCCCACGACCCCGAAUUCAUCCCUUUCAAUAUGUUGAAGUUUUCUGCCAUAUGAGGGGAUGCAUGUUCUCGGCAUUAAUCACAGCUGCAACUGAUCGUUGUAUCUGGGUUCUCCCUGGUCAGGAAUCCAACACAUGCUGUACCCGUUGUUACUCCAUUGGGUCCCUGUCGAUUUUUCCAUGUGGUUACGCAGCUAGAUAUAACAUCCCACUCGUGGGUGAAGCAAUCGUUCCAACUUUACGAGCAACUACUGAUAGGUUCAAUUUGAGCAAAUAUUAUAGCCCCACGCCGGGCGCUGUGUUUAGCAAACGUAAAGGAGUUCGUAGUCGGUUUUUCUUAUCUCGAGUGUGGUUAACAGGAGAUCACUGGAUGCCCGUUGUGUACAUAAAUUUGGGCUGUUAUCAUGCUCGAUAUCCAACAUUUGAGAGCUAUCGGAAGCAAUCUUAUCCAAGUGGUCCUAUGUUUUCGAUAAUCCAAAUGAUAGCUAUGGAUUUCUACAGUUCAGUUUGUGUCAGUUUUCGCCAGGAGCUUAGAGAAUUGUUCAACUGCUCUUCUGAUGUUCCGAAUGUGGUAGCGAAAUAUCGCUGGAGAAGUGAACACACUUUGUUGAGAGUUCCUGUUUGCGAGCAAGUGGCCCAGUUUCCAGCCUGGCUUAUGAUUCUGUUGAGAGCUCUCGGAUGUUGCCCCAACUUUUUAAGUUUGAAAAAAGUUUCCGUUUGUGCGGGACACUGUCAAAUGAAUCACGUAAUGGACAUUGGUUUGAAGAGUAGAGCAAUAAAUGCCCCUGGCCCUCGUACCAUCGAAGAAGCUCAAAAUUUGUAUUCGCGGCACGUAGCAGAUCGAUAUAACUUCAUUCAAAAAGCUGCAGAUGAGCCGCCGUUAUUGAACUUGAUGGAAUCUCAAGUAAUGGAGGAGGAUAAGCCAGUUUUGUAG